CAGUCCUUCAGCUCGAGACCGACCGCACCCACCCAUCCCUCUCCAGUCUACAAAAUCAACCACAACAAGAAGAUGCCUUCCACCGCCACCCUCCACUACUUCGACGACCCCGGCCGCGCUGAGGCUACCCGCGUCGCGCUCGCCUACGCCGGGAAGGAUUUCGAGGACAACAUUAUGGGGUUCCCCGAGUACGGUGCCUCCAAGUGGGCGGGCAUAGGCCUGCCUGUCUUGGAGAUGGACGAUGCCGAGUACACCCAGUCGACCGCCCUCCUCCGGUAUGCCGGCAAGCUGGGAGGCCUGUACCCCGACGACGCGCUCGCCGCCCUCAAGGUGGACGAGAUCGUGAUGAUCGCGGAGGACGUGAUGGCCAACAUGUUCAAGUGCGUGGACCAGAAGGACGACACCAUGGCCAACGGAUUGCUCGAGGGAAAGAUCAAGACCCUGGUGGAAAUGCUCACGUCAAGGCUUGCGGCUAACGCGUCCUCAAAGUUCUUCGUCGGCCAUCCCCCCACCAUCGCGGACCUCCAGGCACGUGUGCACGCCGUGAUCAAGAACUUCGAAGCGAACUUCCUGACGGGUCUCCCCACGACCCACAUCGCGGACACCGCUCCCACGCUCAUGGAGAUGCAGGCCGCCCUCUUGGAGGACCCCAAGCCAAUCACAGGUGAAGGCGUACUACGCUUCCAAGGCGUGAACAUACGCCGGAUGAUAGAGGAAAAAGGGCUUCACCCACUGGCGACAGUUGGCAUGGCCGAGGACAUUUGA
Messenger RNA from Ectocarpus siliculosus, 765 nucleotides. NCBI's taxonomy places the organism in Eukaryota, Phaeophyceae, Ectocarpales, Ectocarpaceae. The record is from the annotation of a GenBank genome assembly.